Molecule: messenger RNA, 6139 nt
Organism: Amyelois transitella
Lineage: Eukaryota; Metazoa; Arthropoda; Insecta; Lepidoptera; Pyralidae
Gene: svr
Product: carboxypeptidase D
Exons: 22
Coding region: 179-4363 (1394 amino acids)
Biological process (GO): proteolysis
Molecular function (GO): zinc ion binding; metallocarboxypeptidase activity
Source: RefSeq, a predicted model, not a curated record
UCAAUCAUCAUCUGUAAAGUGAACUGUGUGUGAGUCACUUUUGUGUAGGUUUUUAAGGUUUUUUUAAUCAAUUUAACAAUAAAAAAAGUUCAAAUAAACGUAAAAUGUAUAGAUUAUUUUCGCGUAAUUUCAAUAUUUAAGUAUCAAGUGGGGAUUCAUAGCAACAAAACGAUUAAACAUGGGUUUUCUGUGUCGCGUUUAUUUAAUAGUGUUAUUUUCAAUAUUUGUCAAUGAAUCCGUUUCGCGUACCUUGGAUGAAGAGCUUGAGCCGUUCCUCGUGAAGCCGCAGUACACCACUGAUGAGGAAAUAUCGCCUAUGUUACAUAAAUUGGAGAAAUUAUAUCCAGAGUUGGCGCGGGUGUAUUCGAUUGGUCAAUCGGUUGAGGGGCGAGAGCUGUUGCUUAUUGAAAUCUCCCAAGAUGUUCGUAGAAGACACCCUGGUCGGCCAUCCUUUAAAUAUAUGGCUAACAUGCACGGAGACGAGUCUGUGGGACGACAGCUUGUGAUCUAUUUGGCGCAGUAUUUGCUGUUAAACUACGGGAGGGAUGAAAGAGUGACUAAACUUGUGAACACCACGGAAAUACAUCUGAUGCCUUCUUUGAACCCCGAUGGUUUUGCCAAAAGUAAGGUGGGCUGCGAAUCACUCCCGGACUACGUCGGUCGCAACAACGCCCAACACAAGGACCUGAACCGCGACUUCCCGGACCAGUUCGACCAGGACCGGGACAACACUGAGGAGUACGUGUACGGCGGCAGGGCGCCGGAGACGAAGGCCGUGGUCAGGUGGCUGCUGGAGAAGCAGUUUGUGCUGUCUGGCAAUCUGCAUGGGGGCGCUCUUGUCGCGUCGUACCCUUACGAUGACUCGAUCACCGGCAAAGAGUGCUGCGAAGACAGUCUGACUCCAGACGAUGCUGUGUUCAAACACCUGGCAUGGACUUACUCGUCCCGCCACCCGGAAAUGGCUAGGGGGGACGCGUGCCCCCCAGAGAACUUCACCAACGGAAUGACCAAUGGCGCUAAAUGGUACGCUGUUAAAGGUGGCAUGCAAGACUUCAACUACGUGAGCAACAACUGCUUCGAGGUGACAUUCGAGCUGUCCUGCUGCAAGUACCCCCCGGCCGACGAGCUGCCCAAGUUCUGGAAGACUAAUAAGGAGCCGCUGCUCGCCUUCAUGGAGCAGACCCACAUCGGGAUAGCUGGCUUCGUGACGGACGAGUACGGGAAACCAGUGCCAAGGGCGUAUAUAGAAAUAAAGGAGGUUGCCCACCCCGUAGUCGUGACUGACCUCGGAGAGUACUGGAGGCUUCUGGUACCUGGAGAGUAUCAUGUCCUCGCUAAAGCUAUUGGCUACGAGGAAUCAGAAUGGAAACGCGUCACCGUCCCAGCCAACCAGACAGAGCCUGUUUCCGUCAAUUUCACCCUUCAUCACCGCACCGACAGCGACUAUGACGAGCAUAGGAGGGUGACUCGUCACGACAUCGACGGUAUUUCAGCGGUCGACUUCGUCCACCACGACUACGUCAAGAUGGAGAAAUUCCUGAAGGACCUCAAUGAGAAGUAUCCCAACAUGACCAAGCUCACCAGCAUUGGGGAAUCGGUGGAAGGAAGGAAAUUGUACGUUUUGGAAGUCACCAAGGACCCUGGAAAACAUAUACCAGGCAAACCCGAGUUCAAAUACGUGGCCAACAUGCAUGGCAACGAAGUGGUCGGAAGAGAGAUGCUGCUACUACUGGCGAAGUAUUUAUGUCAGCAGUACAUCAUUGGAGAUGAGAGGGUACAGAGGAUACUGAACACGACCAGGGUGCAUUUAAUGCCCAGCAUGAACCCGGAUGGGUACGAGCGGGGGAAAGUUGGUGAUUAUAGCAGUUUACAGGGCAGAGCGAACGCUCAUGGCGUGGAUUUAAAUAGAAACUUCCCGGACCAGUUCGGUUCUAACAGUGAAAACCUAACACCGGAGCCGGAAACCAUGGCGGUCAUGAACUGGUCUCUGUCUAUACCGUUCGUGCUGUCCGCCAACUUGCACGGUGGCGCCCUCGUCGCAAACUAUCCCUACGACGGCAACCCUUCCCACCAGAGCGGGGUGGAGAAUGUUGCGCCUGAUAAUGACGUGUUUGUCCAUCUCGCUCACGCUUAUUCUGACGCCCACCUGAAAAUGCAUUUAGGCCUGCCGUGCGCACACAAAAACCUUCCGAAGGAGUCCUUCGACGGCGGCAUCACUAACGGCGCCAAAUGGUACGUUCUCUAUGGCGGCAUGCAAGACUGGAACUACCUUCACACCAGCGACAUGGAACUAACAUUAGAACUGGGCUGCUUCAAGUUCCCCCCCGCCGCGGACCUGCCCGGCUACUGGCAGGACAAUAGGGAGGCGCUGCUCAAGUAUAUUGAGGAGGUCCACAAAGGCAUUCACGGCUUCGUCCACAGCCACAUUGGGCACGCGCUGGCCAACGCCAGUAUCUCAGUGCGCGGCGUCCAGCGCAGCGUGCGGGCCGCGGCGGGCGGGGACUACUGGCGGCUGCUGCGGCCGGGGACUCACAGCGUCACCGCGUCCGCCAGGGGAUACGAGAGUGUAACAGAAGAGGUGACGGUGCCGCCGGCUGGUUCUGUCAGCUUGAACUUCACGCUGAUGCCCUCCGACCACCACCACUGGUCAUCCGCCUACGACUUCCGCGUUCUAGAAAACGUACUGAACACGAAAUACCACACGCCUUUGGAAAUGUACGCCGCUCUAUCUGAGCUGGAGAAUAAGUACCCCGACAUAGCUGAAUUCAGAUCGGGAGACAGUCUCACCACGGCCACCUUCCACCAGCUCAAGAUGACCCAUCAGGUGGGGUCGCCAGAAGAAGGCAAAGUCCACAUAGCCAUAAUAAGCAGCUUCUACGGCUCCCAGCCCCUUGGGCAGGAGAUGCUGUUGAACUUCGCGCGUCACAUCGCAACAGCCUACACAAUCGGCGAGCCGCGACAUCAGAAAACACUCAAAAACUCCGUAAUCCAUUUCAUACCGAACUUGGAUCCUCUAUACGAGAAAAUUGUGAAACAAGCGACCGAUUCAGACAAAUGCAAUAUACAAGCGUUGGAGGAGGAAUUCGGUGAUAGUUUAUACGAUUAUUUGACGAAGAAGAAUGUCAAUCCGCUGUCGAAUUACACGCGGGAGAAGGCGUUCGUGCAAAUGUUGGAGAGUGAGAAAUACGAUUUGAUUUUGGAAUUGGCGUCUGGCAACGAAGAUGUGGCGUACCCAGAUUUGUCAAGGAAUAUUUACGAGAAGUUUGCCAAUGUUUACCAGGACAAUAGGAGUCCUAGUGACGAGUACGAGUGUAGGGAUGAGAAGACGAGCGCGACUCACGGUAACCUCGUAGACGUGUUGUGCGAACGUUACAAUACGCCGGUGAUAUCGGUCGGUCUGAGUUGUUGUAACAUGCCCACUGAACCCCAAAUCGGAUGGGUUUGGAGGAACAAUCUGAGGGGUAUUAUGAAGUUCGUGGAGCUGGUUAACACUGGUAUAAGAGGCUACGUGAAAAACGAAGUCGGUGCGCCGAUGCGCGAGGCGGUAGUCGCCAUCACGGGCGUCCAGCGGCAGCUGCGCGUGUCGGGCAACAUGGCGCGCUACCACGCCGCGCUGCCGCCCGGCGACUACCGCGUCGUCGUGCGAUGCCACGGCUACAGGGACCAGAUGUUGAAAUGGCGCGUGGUGGAAGGUGUGAUCAAAGAGAAGGACAUAAUCCUGAAGCGGAUCAACGCGGAGAGCCUGCCCGGGGGGCGGUACCCCGAACUGCAGGUGGAUGACGAUGCUAAUGUCAUCUACGUAACAGGCUUGGCAUUAGACCACGACAGCCAACCUUUGUCGAAAGCGUCGCUGACCGUCACACCACUGGGAUCCAAGAAACCAAUAUCUUCUAACACGAGCGAUGAGUCCGGGCAUUUCGUGUUGAGCCUGCCUCUCCUCUACAUGGGUAAAGAAGUGGCCAUAGUGACAUCCAGCGACGGGUAUAUCACUAAACAGAGGCAUAUUAUGAUAAACGACAAAGAGAAGUUGACGCCGAAUGUUCUGUUCAAGCUGGAGAAAGACGAUUAUGUUCUGGGUCUGCCCAGACUCGUAUUCGUCAUGCUUGCAGGAGUGGUAGGCGUGGCGGUGGUGACUUUAGCAGCGUGGUGCUUCAGCUGCCGCCAGCGAGCCAAGGACUCGAGGAGGGAGUACCUCUUCACUCAGAUACCUUCGGAUGACAAGCGGCCGCUGUGCGACGACGCCAACUAUGAAAUAGUACGAAAGCCUUACUAUGACGAAGAAGAGAUACCGCCUUCUGAAACAGAUUCUGAGGAAGAAAUUGUGUUAUUAAGGAGCGACCGGGAGUGGAGACCUCAAGAGUAAUCUAAUAAAAGCUAUUUUAGAAUUUUAAAAAUAAUAUUCGAGUUUAAUACUAUAAAACUAUUUGAUAAAUCAAAUUUAAAAAAAAAAAAAACAAUGCACCAUAAUUCUGAAUUUGAAUUUCAUUAUCGAGUAAUGCUACAUUUAGAUGCGUUAAGAAUCAACAGUUUUACUUAAUAUGGAACUCUGCAAACAUUCCGUUCAUAUGAUGAUUUACAUCAAAUAAUUUUAAUUUGAUUUAUGUUAAGUUUCUUCAUCAUUUGAAAUUUAAACAAUCUUUUGUAGUUUGAAUCGUAGAGUCGAGACACGUUCAAAAGAAAAAUAUGCCAACAUAAUAUUGCCCGUAUAAAAGAAAAUAUUAAUUUAGGUAAGUUAGAAUAGAAAUAGCUGAAUGCGGCCUACCAGUCUUUUCAAGACUGUUGGCUCUGUUUACCCCGCAAGGGAUAUAGACGUGAUUAUAUGUAUGUAUGUAGAUUAUAAAUCUUGUUUAUGGACUUAAGUUCUUUGUUGAAAACAAAUGUUUUGUAGUCUACAAAAUAAUUGGCAAGAGCGUUAACAAUUCAAAACCCAUGUUUCUUCGUAAGAUCUCUCGUUUUUCCAAUUUAACAGUAUUAGAGUGUUCAUAUAUUUAUUUUUAUGGAUAAUAUAAAAAACAUGCUUCUUCAUAUUACGCCUAUUGGGUAAUAUUUAUUUAUAUCAGAUGUGGCCUCUAAAUUUUACCACAAUUUAUAUGUAUAUAAAGCUUUUACACAGCUCACUUGCAACAUGAUUACAGAGGCAUUCCUUUGAUAUUUAUAUUAAUAUAUUAAAAGUUCCUACAUUCCCAAUUUAAGUGCCUUAUAAAAAUGUUUACUAAGAAGAUUAUAGUGUGCAAACUAAAAUAUAAAUCUUAAAUUACCCAGAAUUAAAAUGAUCUUACAUCUAGAAUAUAUAUUCGCUUUUACUAAAUAUGUAAACUACCUCUGUGGACGCAGCUUUAGAGCGCUUGUCUGUGAUACCGGAGGUUCGAAUCGCGGCCAGGGCAUGGGAGAAACUAACUUCCUCUGAUUGCCCUGGGUCUUGAAUGUUUAUUUAUAUAAGUAUAUAUAAAAAAAAAAAUUAGUUUAGUAUCUCUUAACACAAGUCUCGAACUUACUUCAAAGCUAACUCAAUCUGUGUAAUCUGUCCCGUAUAUAUUUAUUUAUUUAAAAUAAUAGAUGGUAUGCAGUACAUUUCAAUAUUUUCGAACGUUUUCAAUUUUAUUAACUGACUAUAUCUACUAAUUUGGAAAAAAAUGAAUGAACGCAACACUUAUCUAGUUUAGACUAGGUACUUCAAACUUUUGAUGAUCUUAGUUCCAAAAAAAUAUUCCUACGAAAGAGAACCUCCUUUUUAGUUAAUAUUCGGUCAAAAUUAAAAUCUUUGAGGAAAAAGCUUGUCUGGCUCUUUGGAAUUAUAAAGAAAUAACAAUUCAAAUUAAUUUAGUUUCUUUGAAUGUCUCUAAAAAUAAAGUAUCAUUUUUUUAUCAGUAAUGAAAUUUUAAUACUUGGCUUAUAGUUAGUUAUAAUAAGUUAUUCUUGUGAUAUACUUAGAUUGUGUGUUAAUUAAAGAAUCUCAAACUUGCGAAUUAAAAAUAAUACAUGUAUACCUAUUCAAGUUGAAGGCAAUUUAUUUAUACUUUUUGAAAAUGAUUUCUGGUGCUCUUUUUAUGAAAAGUUUACACUUUUUGCAGGUUUUUAAGCAAUGUGAUAAUUUCAGAGAUAUUUUAUUUUAGACUAAUAAUAAAUAGUUUACGAUAUC